AUGGAAAACAAGGAGAGAGAUUACACCAGUAGGAAGAGGAGGGGGACCCAAAGCCAAGAUGAGUACCAAUUCAUGAAACUGAUUCGUCCGGAUGAAGACGAUAACGACGACUUUCUUACACUCUCAUUGACUUUCCGCCACAGCAGGUCCUCAACACAAGCUUCAAUAGAUCAGCAGCAGAGAAAUACCACGUCCCCGCCGCCACCUCCACCAUCACCACCACCUUUGAUGCUGCAACCGUCACCCUCGAUGGCGCAAACCCAAUCGUAUUUUCCCCAAAGCUCAUCACCGCCUGAUCGAGAACUCCCUCUCCCACUUUCCCCCGCUCGCUCACUUUACAUCGCUACGUUGGUGGCCGAAACCUCGGCGACGACGUCUUCCAAUCGCCCGUUAGUCUACCGGCAGGAGACGGUGGGACCGUCACGGCCAGUAAGGGCUCGUCGGAAUCCGACGCAGUGUCCGCGCGAGGGAAAGAGCGAGCAAGUCCCCGCGCCGUUUCCCUGGGCGACGACUCAGCGAGCGACAGUCCAUAGUCUGAACUACUUGGUAAACCAACAGAUGGUGACUAUAACGGGUGAGGUCCAGUGCAAAAGAUGCGAGAGGCAUUACGAGAUUGAAUAUGAUUUACAGAAGAAGUUCGUGGAGGUGUGGGAUUUCGUAGCUAAAAACAAAAGUAGCAUGCACGAUCGGGCUCCCAGCGUCUGGAUGAACCCUGCGUUGCCAACUUGCAUGUAUUGCGAGCAGGAAAACAGUGCCAAGCCCGUGAUAGCGGAGAAGAAGAAAGCCAUAAAUUGGCUGUUUUUGCUUCUGGCAAUGCUGGGUUGCUGCACACUUGAACAGUUGAAGUUCUGCAAGCACACCAAGAAUCAUCGAACGGGGGCCAAAGAUCGAGUCCUUUAUCUCACUUAUCUCGGACUCUGCAAGCAGCUCGAACCAAAUGGUCCCUUUGACCGCUGA
Carica papaya (papaya) is the source of this 957-nucleotide messenger RNA. RefSeq names its product hydroxyproline-rich glycoprotein family protein. The record is from RefSeq and is a predicted model, not a curated record. NCBI's taxonomy places the organism in Eukaryota, Viridiplantae, Streptophyta, Magnoliopsida, Brassicales, Caricaceae.